UGGAGGCCCAGGCAGUAUGUGCGGCUCAGCUCCCCAGCACCAUGGAGGCCCUCUUCUCUCUGCUGCUGCUGCUGCUGCUGGCCCCGGAGGCCCUUUGGGCAGGAGGUGACACACUGGAGGCCCACAUUAUUGGGGGUCACGAGGCUGUCCCUCACUCCCGUCCAUACAUGGUCUUGCUGCAGAAAGAUGAUGGCUCCUACCUGUGUGGGGCGGUCCUUGUGAACCACUGGUGGGUAUUGACAGCUGCUCACUGCAUUGUCCAUCCGAUGGAACAGCUGAGACUAAGGCUGGGGAUCCAUGAGUUUGAAGACGAUGUCCUCAGCUUAGAAGUCAAGAAAGCAGUUCUGCACCCUGACUACAAGCCACCCCCCGCUCUGCUGAAUGACCUCGCUCUGCUUAAGAUGGAGCGUAAGGUGACUUUCAACAAGACUGUCAAGGCCCUGGGCUUACCCAGAAAGCACCAGGCAGUGGCGACAGGAGCAAAGUGCAGUGUGGCCGGCUGGGGGCUGACCCAGCUUGGGCACAUGGCGGAAGCACUACAAGAGCUGGACAUGCGUGUGCUGGAUGCCAGGAUGUGCAACAACAGUCGUUUCUGGAAUGGUAACAUCACCCCCAACAUGAUCUGCCUGGAAGCCAACUCCAAGAACAAGGGCCCCUGCAAGGGGGACUCAGGCGGGCCCCUGGUGUGCCGCAAAGGCCAGGUGGCUGGAAUCCUGUCCUUCAGCUCCAAAACCUGCACUAACGUCUUCAAGCCCCCUGUGGCCACUGCUGUGCCCCCCUAUGUGUCCUGGAUCAAGAAGAUCAUCAAGCACUAGCCGGGCUGCGCCUCAGGCCUGAUGCUUCAGAGGUGAUCCCUACUCCCUUGCUUGUGGGACCCUCCCCCACAGAACUAUGGGGAGGAACAGAAAGGGGACUGGCCACAGCUCAGAGGACAAAUAAAUUGUAA
Phyllostomus hastatus (greater spear-nosed bat) is the source of this 946-nucleotide messenger RNA. RefSeq names its product granzyme M (gene GZMM). Gene Ontology annotation, molecular function: serine-type endopeptidase activity. The transcript has 5 exons. Bases 42 to 815 code for a protein of 257 amino acids. The record is from RefSeq and is a predicted model, not a curated record. NCBI's taxonomy places the organism in Eukaryota, Metazoa, Chordata, Mammalia, Chiroptera, Phyllostomidae. Gene Ontology annotation, biological process: proteolysis.